GAACUAUGUCAGUUGACGUUUUCUCCCUUUCGUUGGCCUUUGCAGCAGAACUCGGGACCUCUGCAGCAGCAGAGGCGUCGGCAGCCACCUCCUUGAGACCUCCUUGCUCACCAUCUAAGUAAGCAAGUAGCUGCAGAUGCUGAGCCAGCUUGGACCACUUCGUUAAGAAGCCAGACGUUGGGAGGCCAUGGGCUGGGCACGCAGGCCUGCACCUGAGCAGCACAGGCAUUGUGAAGGAUGCAUCAACCGCCACUGUCAUGUUCCGGUGGAACCCAGCGUCUCCUGCCCGGUGAUAAGCUGCCACCUGCUCUGUGGCGCUACCUUCCACAUGUGCAAAGAGGCAGAGCACGCACUCCUCUGCCCUCUAGAGCAGGUUCCGUGCCUCAACUCGGAGUAUGGCUGCCCGCUCUCCAUGGCACGCCACAAGCUGGCUAAGCACCUGCAAGUGUGCCCCGCCAGCGUGGUCUGCUGCUCCAUGGAAUGGAACCGCUGGCCCAAUGUGGAUUCAGAAACGGUCCUUCAUGAGAACAUCAUGAAAGAGAUCCCCAACGAGGAAUGUCUGGACACUGCCCUGGCCCUCCAGGACCAGAAUGUUCUCUUCAGGUCUUUGAAAAUGGUAGAGCUUUUCCCAGAGGCCAGAGAUGCCACCGAGGAGGAGCCAGCCAUGAAUGGUGACACCAGUUGGGAGGAGACCGGAGGUGCGGUGGGGGGCGUGGAUGCCAGGCCAGUACCACACUGUUGUCUGCCAGCAACCAAUGGGCAAAUGAUGGAACUCAGUCAGGAGGAACGAGAUGCACUGGCGAAAACCAAAGAAGGGAUGGACCUGGCCAAGUUUGGCAAGUGGGAAAGUAUGUUCAGCAAGGAGCAUGCAGCCUCGGUUUUAACGGGUUCCUCGGGGAAGAGCGCAGACGAGUGUGGGAACGUGACUGUGAGAGAGCCGUGUUCCCGUAAUGGUAGCAUGGGUGAUGCAGAGGCAUCUCCAGGAGAAAGAGAAUCACAGGAAAGCCCGCAGCCCCAGGAUCUUCCCGCUGCCUUGGAGAUGACAGGGCUUGCCCCCUGGCAGGAUGGCGUUCUAGAAAGACUAAAAACGGCCGUAGAUGCCAAAGACUAUAACAUGUAUCUGGUGCACAAUGGGCGGAUGCUCAUCCACUUCGGGCAGAUGCCAGCUUGUACGCCCAAGGAGAGAGACUUUGUUUACGGCAACCUCGAGGCUCAAGAGGUGAAAACGGUUUACACCUUCAAAAUUCCUGUGAGCUACUGUGGGAAGAGAGCUCGCCUGGGAGAUGCCAUGUUGAGGUGCAGACCAAGUGAACACAAAGCCGUGGACACUUCCGAUUUGGGCGUCUGUGUGGGAGACCUGCCCAAAUCCGAUCUCAUCAAGACCACCCUCCAGUGUGCUUUGGAAAGAGAACUCAAAGGCCAUGUCAUCUCGGAAUCCAGGAGCAUCGAUGGGCUCUUUAUGGACCUCGCCACCCAAACAUACAACUUUGAGCCAGAGCAGUUUUCCUCAGAGACAGUGUUGGCUGAUGUCCUAAGCACUGCCCAAGCCACAGGCCUGCACGUGGAACUCCACAGUGAGUGCGUGACCCGGAGACACAAUAAAAGCAGCUCGGCCUUCACGUUCACCUGCAACAAAUUCUUCCGGAGGGAUGAAUUUCCCCUGCACUUCAAGAACGUCCACACAGACAUUCAGUCAUGUCUCAACGGCUGGUUCCAACAUCGAUGCCCUCUCGCCUACUUGGGAUGUACCUUUGUCCAAAAUCACUUCCGCCCCCCUGGACAAAAAGCAAAAGUGAUCUAUAGCCAGGAACUGAAGACUUUUGCCAUCAAGCCAGAGGUUGCUCCGGAGCUGAGUGAGGGAUGGAAGAGUGACCAGCUCUUGGGCCAUAGUAGGAAAAGCCGGAAUUCUCUAACCAGUCUGCCCCUGGAAGUUUUGCAAUACAUUGCUGGGUUUCUGGACAGCGUCAGCCUGGCCCAGCUCUCCCAGGUAUCGGUGCUGAUGAGGAACAUCUGUGCCACGUUGUUGCAAGAGAGAGGGAUGGUGCUCUUGCAAUGGAAAAAGAAGAGGUAUUCUCAUGGAGGCUCCUCCUGGAAAGUCCACAGUCAGAUCUGGCAGUUCAGCAGCCUCUUCUCCAAAAUCAAGAGCUGGGAGUUUAACGAAGUCACCUCCAUGUCUGAACACCUGAAAACCUGUCCUUUCAAUGUCGUGGAGCACAGGACUGACCCGAUCCGUUUGACCAGCAUGUGUCAGUCCCAAGAGCAGACCCGGGAGAGUUUGGUGUCCAUGUUUAGGGCCCGAGCACGGGGUAGACACACCUAAAGAUCUGCAUGCCACUGCUCCUGGCUUCUCGGGGCAACUGAAAGUGGGACACUGCGGGUUGAGAACAUCCCUCUGAAACCCACAUAUCUGCUUCACUGGGUCGUGAGAAUGUGUGAAAUCCUUCAGACCUUAGCAACUGCACUAGGGCACUAGCUUUCUGAGCUACGGCUUGUAUGAUGGUGCCCCAUUUUUGCCUUAUCUUAGUUCUUUUCAUUUCCUAAAAUAGGUCAGUCUGAGAGAAAAUAAGUAACUUAAGGCCAUUUGAAAAAUGAACCCAUCCUUAGUCGACUAGAGAACCAGGAAAUUCUGUAACCAUCAUAGACUAGUGAUUCUCCAUUGUGCUAUCUAGUUUACAAACCACCUUCAAGUUCUUGGAGCAGGCAAUAUGGUGACAGGGUCUGAGGUGCAAUGGCCUCCCAGGGUAUCCUAGGUAGCGGGAACCCAACUGGAAGGUUCUAGAGCAUGGUCUUUCUUGAGAGUCAAGGGCCAUUUAGUAACUCUACUGCAUCAAAGCCCAAAUGGUUCCAACACAACCCAGCAGGACGGACCACACUGGGUGAGCACAGCUAUUUCAAGGACACCACAGGCCAAAGCAAAACAGUCAGGUGUGUAGUGUCUUGUGUAAGAAAGUCCUUAAAAUGAAGGAAAGGCCAAAGGUCUCCGAGAACAAAGUCACUCCUGGUUGACAGCCACUGUCCUCAAGGAUACUACACCAGCAAUGCUCCCCUUUUAGUGGGACAAAUCAGAUCUCAUGGAGCUACUCAGUGGCCAUAAUUCAAUGCGACACUUACUUGUUUACAAAAUAAGUUUUAAAGAUGUGGUGAUCCUAAAUUGAAAAUCACAUGGAACUGAUCUACUCAAUAUGGCUUUGAGUCCUCUGGCCACAAUGAAAGAAUAUACUCUCCCUCCCUGGCCUAUUUAAGGAAACUGGAAACCUGGAACCAGAAAAGUAAUUUAUCUUAGGUUAAGUUGCUAUUCCCUUAAGAGGUGCCAUUUUCCAACAAUCCUAGAAGUUCUCAAGCUAAUGGAAAACAAGACAAAGGGAGGCCAGAAAUCACAGGGCACUGGCCAGGCAGCACAGGGAACCACCAGCCAAGAAUCCAAAUAAUGAAGGAGACUUGCCAACCUGUGAGCUUGUUGUCUGGGCAUCUGUUUGUCUGACCAUGGUUCGGAACAGUGCAGAUGAAGGAGCUGGUGCAGAUGAAGGAGCUGGUGCAGACGAAGAAGCUGGUACCUCUGCAAGGAGUCAGGCAGGCAGCAACAGAGCAAGCCCAAACUGAAAGUGUGCUCACUCCUCUCAUCCCAUUGUUAGCACGAUGCUAGGCCUCCUAAUCUUUAUAGUUUGGUUCAGAUUUCACCAUUUUUUUUUGCGAGUCAUUUUCUAAAACUGUAUCUAGAGUGUUCUCUGAUACUUUGUUCAGUGAAGAUGAGUAACUGAAAACAGCUAAACAAUGAAGAAGGCAAAAAGAAAGCCAGUUCUUCAGGCAUCAGUUCUGGCUUCUUCCCACGCAGUGGAAUGGAGUUCCCAAAGCCCUCUCAGGGUUUCUUAUUAGAGAAGGAGAACUACAGAUCUUGGACAAACCCAGAAUGAGCCAGAAGCUGCAGAGAGACAGAGAGGCCACAGGACUCUGACCCGAUAACACGCACUGCUGGAGGCAACCUGGCCAAGGAGAGCAGUCAGGGCACCCACCCUGAUUGGGGUGUGGAUAGUUCAGCCACAUGUUCCCCCACCAAUUCCUGUCUCAGAGCAGUACAUCUGAGAUGACAUGAUCAAACAUUUUAUAAGGGAAUUCAUUGUUUAUGUUAAAGGAAAUCAAGAUACCCCAGGAAUUCCCUGAUCCCUAGAGAUACACUCACUUAGUAAGAAGACGGAAGACAUAGCAAAAAGGACCUUUUCAGAGGCACUGGGCUUGAUGCAAGGCUUAAGUUUUAAGCAGCAACUGAGGAGGGUGAAGAGGGAUGUAUCGCAAGCAUAGAGCCUAGGCAGGAAGACAUCCCUGAGCAGAGUCCUUCGAUGAAAGGCAACUGAGAGGUGGAAAGUAAUAGAAUGUGGGGGAGGGGGAUAGAAUAGAGCCACAAAUGACUUGUUCCCUGAGCAGCAUAGGGACUUGAGAAGGAAACUUAUCGAAGCAGGAAAGGUCAAAUGGGAAGCAAGAAGAGAAUUAGAGGGAGAUUUACAGCAACAGCACUGCACAAGUCUAAUGUAUGUGCGAUGCCAAAUCAAACUGAAAUGGAGAACGCGGUUUUCUGCAUCUAUGGUGACUGACUUCACAUGUACACCAGCAACCCCAGGGUCUCUCUAUUGGGAAAUAAAAGCUGCUUUGUACUCUGAAAGGAGUUGUGGAAAUUUAA
This is a messenger RNA of Myodes glareolus (Bank vole), 4672 nucleotides long. It is a transcript of the gene Fbxo40, whose product is annotated as F-box protein 40. The record is from RefSeq and is a predicted model, not a curated record. Gene Ontology annotation, cellular component: cytoplasm. Gene Ontology annotation, molecular function: ubiquitin protein ligase activity; zinc ion binding; protein binding. Lineage: Eukaryota; Metazoa; Chordata; Mammalia; Rodentia; Cricetidae.